Messenger RNA from Lepisosteus oculatus (spotted gar), 695 nucleotides. It is a transcript of the gene pdrg1, whose product is annotated as p53 and DNA-damage regulated 1. The record is from RefSeq and is a predicted model, not a curated record. NCBI's taxonomy places the organism in Eukaryota, Metazoa, Chordata, Actinopteri, Semionotiformes, Lepisosteidae.
AACUUCCGGGUGACAGCAAUCACUUCCGGAAUAUUAUGGCAACAUGGAUGAAACUCAGAGGAUUUUACAGUAUUUGACUGAAGUAGAAGAGGCGGCAGAGGAUGUUUUAGCUGAUAAACAACAGAUUGUGGAUCUUGACAUCAAACGAAAUAGGAAUAGAGAGGCACUCGCUGCCCUACACAGAGACCGAGAGCAAGCAGAUAAAGUGAAAGUUUGUUUCGGGAACAUGUUCAUAAAGUUACCUAGAGCAAGGACCCAGGAGAUGAUUCAAAAAGACCAGGAGCAGCUUGACAAAGAAAUAACUGAACUCAGAAAACGUUUGAAGGCAAGAGUAAAUCGCCUCAAUGAAUUACAAGGAAAGCCAGAGUUAACUGGAUACAACCUCUCUCCCUUAUCCAAGGAGGAACUGAGAGCUAUAGGCAGGGUCCUGGAAAAGUGAGCUUUCUGUCCAGGGUUUGCUGUCAUAUUAAACUAUAGAUUUACAGAAGAAGGCUGUUGCCUGGCUUGGACUGAAAAGUAACAGUUUUGUUUUAAAGUUGACAGCGCUGGGCUUUCACAGCUGGAUUCACUCUGAGUGGUGGGUGAAAUAUCUUUCACUUUUUGUAAGAUGACUUGAUCUAAAUCCUAGGUGCCUGUGAAUGUUAGUCUUAGGUCCAUCCAUAGCGAAAAUAAAAGGAGUGUCACUUUAACUUUGA